This is a messenger RNA of Manis javanica (Malayan pangolin), 1821 nucleotides long. RefSeq names its product adaptor related protein complex 5 subunit sigma 1 (gene AP5S1). The record is from RefSeq and is a predicted model, not a curated record. Gene Ontology annotation, biological process: endosomal transport; double-strand break repair via homologous recombination. Lineage: Eukaryota; Metazoa; Chordata; Mammalia; Pholidota; Manidae. Gene Ontology annotation, cellular component: late endosome; AP-type membrane coat adaptor complex; cytosol.
GGCUCCACCCAGCCCGUAGCGUCAUGCUCGUGCGCGCGCCCCCGAUGGUGUGCGCAGGCGCACAGAGGGCGCGUGGCCGCCAUUGCUUCUCCUUUUUUCGGGUCGUGUCCUGUUACUGAGUCCGCGGGCGGAAAGGAAGGGGAUCCCAUGCAGGACUGCAGGUUGGGUUCCAACUGUUGUGUGUCUUUAGUCUCCUGCAGUGUGGGGCAGCUCCCCAGCUUCCCUGGACUCUCAGACACUUUUGAGGAUUCCUUGCCAAUUGUUUUGUAGAACUGGGUUUGUGGUUGUCUGAGAUGUCUUCACUACUAGACUCUGAUAUGGGCAGAAGUGGUACCAACCAGAUGCCGUUAUUCAGACGCUGAGAGUGUGUCUUGGAUGAUGGAGUAAGCAGCAACAUCAGCCUCCAGGGAUGCACUCCCAGACCCUGCUAGAUCAUACGCUUUCUGUGGCUGCCUUCCCUGCUGGGAUUUCAUGCUCAUCUCACUAAGGUCUCUGGAUUCCUAUAGCACUCAGAGCCAUGGUCCAUGCCUUCCUCGUCCACACCUUGCGGGCUCCACAGGCUGAGGACACAGGUCUUUGCCGAGUGCUCUACUCCUGUGUCUUUGGUGCUGAGAAUUCACCAGAUGAUCCGCGUCCACAUGGUGCCGAGAGGGACAGGCUCCUCCGAAAGGAACAGAUUUUGGCUGUGGCCAGGCAGGUGGAGUCCAUGUGCCAGCUGCAGCAGCUGGCAUCCGGCCGGCACCCCACGGACCUACAGCCCCAGUCCUCAGAUGAGCUGGUACCUCUGCAUGAGGCUCCACGCGGGGCCUUCCGCCUGGCAGCAGGGGACCCUUUCCAGGAGCCUCGGACAGUGGUGUGGCUGGGCGUACUCUCAUUAGGCUUUGCCCUGGUGCUGGAUGCCCAUGAGAACCUGCUGCUGGCUGAGAGUACGCUCCGGCUGCUGGCACGCCUCCUCCUCGACCACCUCCGGCUGCUGGCUCCCAGUGCAAACCUCCUGCUGCGGGCUGAUCGGAUUGAAGGCAUUCUUGCCCGCUUCCUACCGCAUGGUCAGCUGCUCUUCCUCAAUGACCAGUUUGUCCAGGAUCUGGAGAAGGAAUUUAGUGCUGCCUGGCCCCGCUGACCCUUUACUGGGAUGGAACUUCCUGAGAGGAAAGAAGUUGGGUGCAGAUGGACACACAGCCAGGUAAAGCUUAGCGCCUGCCUCUUUCUCAACCUCCUCCCAGCCCUGGUGUGCUACGACACUCAGGGCAAGCUGGCAAAAAAGGGUGUGGGCAGAGGGUGGAGGGGAGGAAUCACAGAACGUCCUAUGCCUGGAGCUGUCAAGUGACUUAAUUCAGACUGCUGUAUUGGGCCAGCCCCACUUGUCGUUGACCCCACUUUCUCCUGUCCCUGCCUGCCAGCCGGCUAGCCCCAAACAGUCUGCCAGUGCUGGGCUGGUGAGAGCAGAUGUUUGUAACUCAGCCUACUUUCUUCUUUCAAACUCACGGUCAUUGCAGCACAGGAGUCUCUCAGAUUCCGAGGGAUAGGGGAGCUGCUCUCUGCCUUUGCACCCCACUCAGACAACAUCAUCAGCUAGGAUUUGGUUAGUGAGGACUUGCUUGGUGUCCAGCCUCAGCAAAGUUCACAAAUAUGUCAGUCACUCAGUAGGGGGAUUCUGCAGCUCCCUUUGGGCCCAGCCCAUGUGCACAGGGUAGCCUGGAGAUAAUCAUGGAACUUCCCUCAUCUGCAGGGAGGGAAGGUAUUAUCAGGUGGUUGCAAGAGGUCUGGCCUGGACAAUGUCUUUCUCAUUUGGAAUUAAAAGCACUGACUGAUUUUACCCUC